Molecule: messenger RNA, 502 nt
Organism: Mycena citricolor
Lineage: Eukaryota; Fungi; Basidiomycota; Agaricomycetes; Agaricales; Mycenaceae
Source: the annotation of a GenBank genome assembly
CGACCAUCAAAUUUCCUACAUUAUGCACUCCGCUUACUCGAGUUCACCCUACUCCUUGUGCGCGACGACGCUGAACACACUUCUACCGCAACCACUCUCCAGCUUCUGCCUAAUGAAAAAGCAGGUGGACUGCUCAAAGCGGGUGUGUGGCCCCCCUGAUCAAAUGUUUGUGGAGCAAGGUCAGUGUCCUGACUUUGCUAGGUGGAGGGAAAGAAUGGUCCAGUUGAAUCCGCAGCUUGGCUUGCAGAUACUGAUCACAUUUCAAAGUCGCGAAUUUGCACAUCUCUUUCCUAUCAUACAUCACUUCCCACUACAUUCGCUCACAUUCAAGUUUGAGCCCUAGAAGUGCGAGACGUCGGCGGUAAAGACAUUAGCGCCAUCCAGGAUCUCUUUCGGAAGCUGGGUGAAGAAAUCUUGGAAGGUCUGGUCUUCAAUAAUCUGAAAAAAAUGCAUCAGCACACUGCGUUGUGUGAUUGCAUCCAUGCUCACUGAUUGAAUCGCG